CACAGCCCUCCAUAGUGGCAUCCAAAGGAGAUUUAACUACCACUGAAAAGAAGAAUGCUAAAUACUCCAGUUUCCACUGGCGCUCAGUAGGGCCAUGAAUAGGGCGGAGUUUGGGACCUAGCGGUCUGGUGGUACAAUAGCGCUGUUGUGUCCUGGUGAGAGGGUGAUUUCUGCUUUUGGGAUAUUGACAGUGAGACAGAAAAGGAAAAAAAACAACGAAAAUACGAAUAUUUGCCGCAUCUCUGGACUGCUGACUUGAAGACGGCCUUGUGGAGUCUAUCGCUUUGUGCGAUCGUGCGGAAACGCUGGAUUUUUGGAUGAGAGGCAUGAGCAAGAGACAGAAGCAGCACAGUGGAGGAAAACCGUAGCGAAAAACUGCUCCGUGAAAGGAAAUUCAUUAAAGCUGCCCUCUAUGGAUACGUCAGGAUGAAACGACUCAGGACUUCAAGCAGCAGUGACAGUUCAGACAAUGAGAGUCCCUCGACAUCCUUUUCCUCUAACAAGUAUGGAAGCAAACCAGGCACCCCCGCCUCUGCUCAGAAGAAACCAGCAGAGGUGUUCAGAAAAGACUUGAUCAGUGCCAUGAAGCUUCCAGACUCUCACCAUAUUUCUCCUGACGAUUAUUACCUGUUGGCGGACACAUGGAAGCAGGAAUGGGAAAAGGGUGUACAAGUACUCGCUAGUCCAGACACUAUCCCUCAGCCCUCUGUGAGGAUAAUAGCAGAGAAGCCAAAGGAGGUCCUCUUCACCAAACCAAGGAAAUAUAUUCAAAGCUGCAGUCAGGACUCUACGGAGACGGGUUACGUUAACUUCAAGGAGCUGGCAGAAGCUAUGUGUAGAUAUGACCUGGACGAUAUGGACCUAUACUGGCUUCAGCAGCUCAAUGCAGAACUUGGGAUUAUGGGUGACGGGCCAGUGAAUGAGUUGAUGAUGGAGCGGGUGAUGGAGGCAUUGGAGAGACAGUGCCAUGACAAAAUGAACCACGCCAUCGAGACUGAGGAAGGGUUGGGAAUAGAGUACGAUGAGGAUGUCAUCUGUGAUGUAUGUCGCUCACCCGACAGCGAGGAGGGCAAUGACAUGGUCUUUUGUGACAAGUGUAACAUUUGUGUGCACCAGGCCUGCUAUGGCAUUGUGAAAGUGCCAGAUGGGAACUGGUUGUGUAGGACGUGUGUGCUUGGCAUCAAUCCCCAGUGCCUUCUGUGUCCUAAAAGAGGGGGUGCAAUGAAGGCCACCAGGGCGGGCACUAAAUGGGCUCAUGUAAGCUGUGCCCUCUGGAUACCAGAGGUGAGCAUUGCAUGCCCAGAGAGGAUGGAACCCAUCACCAAAGUGUCUCAUAUUCCUCCCAGUCGCUGGUCGCUCAUCUGCAGUCUCUGUAAACUCAAGACUGGAGCCUGUAUACAGUGUUCGGUUAAGAACUGCACCAUUCCUUUUCACGUCACUUGUGCUUUUGAACACAACCUGGAGAUGAAGACCAUCCUGGAUGAAGGUGAUGAGGUCAAGUUCAAAUCCUACUGUCUGAAGCAUAGCAAACCCAAAGCAGGAGAAGCAGGCUUGAGUCCGGCCUGUCAUAAACCUCCCACUGAGACUGAGAAACUGGGCUUGAGGGCGCAGAAGCUUCAGGAGCUGGAGGAGGAGUUCUACACACUCGUUCAUCCUGAGGAAGUGGCCCAAGACCUUGGACUGCCAAUCAACCUGCUGGAUUUUAUCUUUCAGUACUGGAAGAUGAAGAGGAAAAGCAACUUUAACAAGGCCCUGCUGCCACCUAAAGAAGAUGAAGAGAACCUACUUUUGCAGCCACAGGAGGACAGCAUCCACACACGAAUGCGCAUGUUCAUGCAUCUGCGGCAGGACCUGGAGAGGGUGAGAAACUUGUGUUACAUGGUGAGUCGAAGAGAGAAACUGAAGCUGUCUCAGAGUAAAGCUCAGGAGCAGAUCUUCAAUCUACAUGUCAAACUCAUCAACCAAGAGUUAUCUGCAGAGCCCUCUGGCUAG
Sinocyclocheilus grahami is the source of this 1992-nucleotide messenger RNA. RefSeq names its product protein Jade-3. Lineage: Eukaryota; Metazoa; Chordata; Actinopteri; Cypriniformes; Cyprinidae. Gene Ontology annotation, biological process: regulation of transcription by RNA polymerase II. The coding region runs from base 427 to 1992 and encodes 521 amino acids. The record is from RefSeq and is a predicted model, not a curated record. Gene Ontology annotation, cellular component: histone acetyltransferase complex. The transcript has 12 exons.